This is a messenger RNA of Hevea brasiliensis (rubber tree), 3501 nucleotides long. RefSeq lists its product as uncharacterized. Lineage: Eukaryota; Viridiplantae; Streptophyta; Magnoliopsida; Malpighiales; Euphorbiaceae. The transcript is spliced from 8 exons. Gene Ontology annotation, molecular function: N6-methyladenosine-containing RNA reader activity; mRNA binding. Gene Ontology annotation, biological process: mRNA splicing, via spliceosome; regulation of mRNA splicing, via spliceosome. The record is from RefSeq and is a predicted model, not a curated record. Gene Ontology annotation, cellular component: nucleoplasm. Bases 2212 to 3186 code for a protein of 324 amino acids.
UUUUGAUUCCCUGAACUUUAAAUCGAAACCCCCAAUUCAAACUGAAACCACCCUCGGCUCCUAGUUCUAGCCACCUAGGCCCAUUCCUUACCACAUUCCCCAUGCAGGCUCGCAGCCGAGGGCCGUUAUUUUUAACUCCAGCCCCCGAAUUCCGCCGCAUAACCACAAAUCCAAUCCCUUCUCUCUCCUUUGACUUGAUGUUUGAACCCCCAAUUGCUCCAUCGCCACCACCAUUAGAUAGUCACCUGAAAUGAUCAGGACAUAAAAAUCCCCAUUGGCCAGUGUGAUUGUAAACGAGGAGGGAAGGGAGGGAGAGAGAUUUCUUUGGGGCCCGAAGAGGGAAAACCAACUAGGGCGUUCAAGUUUACAGACACACUCUUUAUCAGAAACACGAACCAGCAAUUCUACUUUCUCCACUUCAGUCUUCAUUCUUCUUUCCUUCCCGCUUUUUUUUUUUUUUCUCUCUCUAUAAAGGUAGCUUUUCUCUCCUCCUUUCUUUUUUUUUUUUUUUCAACUUUCCUUCCACUUGGGAUCGCCAUCUCUUUGUCUAGUUAUGUGCUCUUCCCAUGGUAAUAAUUGGUUAAAGAGUAUUAGUGAAUCAGUAUUAAGGUCUCUUUUGUGAAUGUAAUUUUGCUUUAUGCUCUGUUUGGCUUCUCGGAAAAUGUGGGGGGAAGAUUGGAUAAUCUAAUAUUUAUAUGUUGGAGUUUGUGUGUGUGUUUAUAUGUUAAUUUUCCUCCACUGUAAUCAAAUAUCAAGUGUUUUUAUGUUGUAAGGAAUUACUGUGUUCUCAAUGUCUAAUUUGGAAAACAUUUGGUUUGAGAAUUUAGAGAAACAACUAACAACAAUUUGACCCGGUUCUUUUGUUAGUAUAAUAUUAUCCAAAGCUCUACAAAUAAUUCUGGGGAAUUAGUUCUGUCAAUAGAAAUAAUAUUUAAUUAUAGUUUGAAUUUAGGUUGUUGGGCUUUUCGAUUUGUAUGGUGGGGUGUGGAUGCAGAAGUGUUGACCAUGGAGGAUUGAAGAUGGGAAUAAAAUUUUGGAUUUAGCUGUUGCCAUUUGAGUAAACAAUGCAGAACCGUUUGCCUGUGUUUUCUUGUGGAAAAAAAAGAAAAGAAACAAAAACUGUGUGCAGAGGUGCAGAAGACAACAUGUGCGUCAGCAAUGGGCUGUUAUUGAGAUUUCUUUGUCAGGUCUACCUAAUUAUUUAAUGUCCCUGAUUUGCAUUCUUGCACUAUUAUUGGUUGAAAGGUUAGAGAAGUAGCAAAAGUUUCUUUGAUAGGUGUUGGACUAUGAAUUUCAAUUUUAAGAGAGAGAAAUUCUGAAGGAAUUGCUUCCAGAUUGGUUCUCAAGUGUGCAGAAGUUGCUUUUCAUAAGAUAUGCAAUAUUGGGAAUUUGAAAUUGUACAUGAGUGAGUAGCCAAGUACUUCUGUUGUUUCACAAUUUACUCAUCUGAUAUUGUGCUAGGGCAAAUUCAACUGCUAGAGAAUUGCACUUAUUGUUGCCUAGGACGCUCAACCUGUUGCAUGCACCCAAAUUCUGUUAUACUAAUCUUGUUUUGUUAUAGUCCAAUUUUAUCUUUACUGUUGCUAUUGAUUUCUAGAGAUCUUUCUUGCAUUUUCCAGUUUAAUUAUAAGUGUUUUGUGGAAUACUCGUAUUAUAUUAUUUUUGGUCUAGCUUUUUUAGUGCCCUUUUCUUCCCGUCUCCUCUACCCAACAACCCCCCCACCCCCCCUAACCCCCCAACCCGCGGCCUCCCUCCCGGCCCCUUCUUUUUUUUCUUCUUCCCUUCCUGUCCCUCUCUUUGCGAAAAAGAGCAAAUAUGUUAUUCAUCUAUUUUCUGUUUGUAUUAUUGCCUUACUUCUACAUUUUGAUAUAGGAGGUCAAAAAAGAUGUCUUCUGAUACUGCGAAAGAAAAUGCAUCUGUAGUUGACUCCUCAGUAACUGAAUGGAAACAUGACAUGGGCAAUUUUGAUGAUCCAGCUCAAGAAAAGAAGAAGAAAAUUUGAGGAUUUGUAGAGAAGGGAAAUUUGAGAGAAAGAGUCUUUGGAGAGGUGCAGACUGCAGGGAAACUGGACAAAAUAUCGAUGUGGAGUUGUCUUUGCACAACAAAAGAAAAAGCAGAUUAUCUGCUUUAUGGUAAGAGAGUCCAAUCUACAAAGGUGAUGAGGAUAUUUAUCCUCAUAGGGCUGAAAAAGCAGGUCAUGAUAAUGAUCGGAUGGGAAAUUCAUCUCUAAACAAAAAGGGUCGAUUGUAUAAUACAAGAUAUUUCAUCAUUAAGAGUUUGAACCAUCAUAAUAUUCAACUCUCAGUUGAGAAAGGAAUAUGGGCUACUCAAGUCAUGAAUGAACCAAUUUUGGAAGAGGCCUUUCAUAAUUCUGAUAAAGUCAUUCUAAUAUUUAGUGUCAACAUGAGUGGUUUCUUCCAAGGUUAUGCCCAAAUGAUGUCUGCUGUUGGGUGGAGGCGUGACAACAUCUGGAGCAAAGGAUGUGGUAAAAUUAAUCCUUGGGGCUGCAGCUUUAAGGUUAAAUGGCUGCGGUUAAAUGACUUGCCUUUCCAAAAGACACUUCAUCUCAAGAAUCCAUUGAAUGACUUCAAACUUGUUAAAAUUAGUAGAGACUGCCAGGAAUUACCGGAAGAUGUAGGAGAAGCUCUUUGUGGGCUGAUUGAUGGGGAGAGUGAUAUUGAUGGCAUGCUGAAAAGGGAUGAGCUUCCUUUGAAAAGGCCUUAUAUAGUACCUAUAUGUUCACUAGGGGAUGGAGAAUAUAAUAUGCCUUCGCUACACAUGCCAUGGGUUAGGACAUCUAUGCCUUAUCAUUCCUUUCUCUACCAACAUCAUGCCGAAGCAAGUAGAUUUCAUUUGGCUCAUCAGGGAUCUAGUGGUGUUAAUAUGCCUCUUCCAUCUGGUGCAUCAAAAAUGUCAAGGAUGAAACAUUCUCAACUUAAUGGAAUUCUUGCAAAUUUACAAUUAAAGGGUGAUGUGCAUUGUCAAAAUGAUGCUUGGGCCUUGUCAGCAGAAAGUCCUCUGGCUAGUACUCUGACUGAAGAUGAUUUUCUUGAAAUGACAUAUGAAGAGUACCUGGAAGUGCAUAGCAGAAGCGUCAAACAAUUAAAUCUGUCUGUAGCCGGACCAUCUCUAACAAUUAAGGAGCCAUCAAGGAGAAGAAGUAAAAAACAUGAUGAUGAUUCAUAAGUUUGUUUCAGUUUAUGUCUGUGCAAUGAAAUUGCAUUUCUGCAAGCCUUCACUGAUUGAGUGAUGUUAAUGCAGAAACUCAAGCUUUGUAACUGAUCAAUGUCACUCACGUAAGAGGAUGCAUCAUUCAUCUGAGAAAUGAUUGAAUACCUCACACAAGUACCUAUAGUUAGCCCUCCAGCUGAUGAUGAUACUAUUAUCUGGUGGAGUUUUUGAAUUUGCCAUUCAAGGCAAUAUCUCAGCCUAUUCUAAUCCCAGGAACUGGGACUCAUAAUAUUCUCUUGUUGUACACUUCAUGUACUUAAAAUUGAUGAU